AUGAGUUCCCGAUCUUUAAAACUGGUAGAACUUGCCUUGAAUGAUAAAUCAAAAAGGGACUAUGAAUCUCCUUGUACUAGCAAAAUGGUGCAAUCUGAUAUAGUUUUACAUGACAAUACAUCCAUGAUUUUAAAUGAAACGGAUGUAUGCAACUUGGAUUUGACAAGAAGUAAUCAUAAUAUGUUGACAUACAGCAAGAUUUUGCAGACAGAGCAAGUUACGGAAAAGGAAGUCUGUAUGAAUUACAGUAAGACUGACGCAUUUGAUAGUUAUGAUGGAUCAGAAGACGACUCCGUUAAAGAUAAGGACUGGGUUCAUACUGAUAUCUCAGAAAGUAGUAAUGAAGUAUGCAGUAUGCAGAAUUAA
Diabrotica balteata is the source of this 366-nucleotide messenger RNA. NCBI's taxonomy places the organism in Eukaryota, Metazoa, Arthropoda, Insecta, Coleoptera, Chrysomelidae. The record is from the annotation of a GenBank genome assembly.